Metarhizium album ARSEF 1941 is the source of this 1596-nucleotide messenger RNA. RefSeq names its product C6 zinc finger domain protein. The record is from RefSeq and is a predicted model, not a curated record. The coding region runs from base 1 to 1596 and encodes 531 amino acids. NCBI's taxonomy places the organism in Eukaryota, Fungi, Ascomycota, Sordariomycetes, Hypocreales, Clavicipitaceae. The transcript has 5 exons.
AUGAACGGCAUCAAACGGUCAUGGAAGGACGUGGACGACACCGACGCUGCCGCCGCCAUGGGCUCUUCGUUUACAGCGACGCUCGGGAGGCCCAGCCUUGAUGACAGUUCCGUCACCAUCACGACAGACGGCACACGACUCGACGACAAGGCAUCUGCUGCAUCGCGCCAAAAGAGUUGCAAUGCCUGCGUGAGAGGCAAGAGACGCUGCGACAAGCGUACUCCCCGAAAUUGCCCCCCUCGGCCGGUCUCACCACUCCCUUGCCCUUCCUCUUCCGCCACAGAGUCCGCAAGGCCGCCGGGCUCCGUGCCAAGCUCACGUCCCAUCUCCGCAGGCACCGCAGGCACCGCGGGCACCGCUUCUGUCCCUACUUGUGCUGGAGUUCCUGCCGUCUCCUCAUCUUCUGCUGCCAGCACCGCCUCUGGCGUCUCAGACGUGCCCGACUUUGAUAUGAGCUUUGACAUGGACAGCCUGGGCACCGACACCAGUCCCGAGAACCUUCAAGCCGAUGCUGGCGUCCCUCUGGGCGCUUCUGCUUAUGGCUCCGGAGGACUUGACUUUUCUAUUGUGGACUUGAUGGCCCAGACUGCCGGGCGUGAAGACGACAUUUGGAACCUGCAUUCCUUUGCGGAGACGACGACGGAUAAGCUGCACGUCCCGCCUGUGCCUUCCGGUCACAGCACCAUAGCACCUUUCCCCGUGCUUCAUCAGGACUUGCAACAGCGCCAGCCUAUCCGUGACCUGUCUCUCAUCAAGGACGUCGACACUGUCUGCAUGGAGAUUGAUCCGCUUUCUGUUCAUGACCCCAGCACCCGAAUAGGUUACACGGUGCGCUUCCUGACAAGUAUGCACAGCACUUUUGCGCAGACGAGAGCCUUGCCCUUUAUGCAUCCGCGUCUCUGGGUCGGUCAACUGCCCAAAGUUAUUCUUGCCGCGUUUUCAGCCUCAUCGGCAUAUGCGGCGUGCACUUCGUCGAACAAGGGAUGGACUGUUCGUCUACUGGUUGAUGUAGGACGAGAGAUCCACCGCGAGGGCGAGCGUGCCGUCUCCAGUGAGGAUAAGCUGUCGCGCGUACAGGCUCUGCUGAUUUUGAACUCGAUGAGAAUCUUUGACGGCGAUCUGGGGUUGCGGGCCGCCGCCGAGAGGGAAGUCCCCGUUCUGAUGUCGUGGCUGAAGGAGUUGAACAGCAUCAGGAAGAAUCUGGAGACGGACGAGACCCACGGUGGAGCAAACGCAUUUGUGCGAGAGAAGCCACCAAAGUCCUGGGAGCUGGACAUUCUUGGAGAGCUGCCGCCGCACAUUGAUAACCUCGUACGCCUUUCCGACGAUGACAUGUGGUGUGACGAUUUUAAUUUCACCGCCUCGCGCCACCUCUGGGACGCGCCCAACUCGGUCGAGUUCUACCGCGCGUGGCGGGAAAAGCCGCAGUUUCUCAUCCACAACAUGGGAUUUAAGGAUUUCUGGAUGUAUGCUCGACCGGAUGACUGCGACGAGUUUACGAGGCUUAUGCUCACCACACAAGUUGGUACUGAUGCCAUGGCGCAUUUUAUGAAUGGUGACGGUGCCAUACCAGUCAUUCCGGGACGUGCGCCUUGA